Molecule: messenger RNA, 1008 nt
Organism: Fusarium proliferatum ET1
Lineage: Eukaryota; Fungi; Ascomycota; Sordariomycetes; Hypocreales; Nectriaceae
Exons: 7
Coding region: 1-1008 (335 amino acids)
Molecular function (GO): methyltransferase activity
Source: RefSeq, a predicted model, not a curated record
AUGGCAGAACCAGUGACUAUGACCCAGGAACCCAUUGAGCCUAUUGCCGCACAUGAGCGGGCGGAGGAGGAGGAUGAGUUUGAGACGUCAGACUUUGACUCGGCGACUCUGUCGUCUAGUUCGACGAGUCUGAACACGAGUAUUUAUCAGCAUGCUUUUGAGAAUGGAAGACGGUAUCAUCAAUAUCGCCAUGGAACAUAUCCUAUUCCCAACGAUGAUGCGGAGCAGAACCGCGACGACAUGAAGCACGCCAUGAUGUUGGAGCUCACAAAUGGCAACCUAUUCUUCUCGCCCAUUGUGCAAAACCCCCAGAAGAUUAUUGAUCUCGCAACCGGAACUGGUAUCUGGGCCAUCGACGUCGCCGACAAAUACCCCAGCGCAUCCGUGGUAGGAGUCGACCUCAGUCCCAUUCAACCUUCAUGGGUUCCCCCGAAUCUCAAGUUUCUCGUCGACGACAUCGAAGACGAAUGGAUGCACGGCGGCGACUUUGACUUUGUGCACAUGCGCUGCAUCAGCCCCUGGCUGAAGGACGAAGUCAAGGUUCUUCGUCAAGCACACGACCACAUGAAACCUGGCGCCUGGAUCGAAAUCCAAGAACUCGAUGCCCGUGCCAACUGCGACGAUGGUUCCCUAGCCCCCGACGCCCCUCUCGCCAAAUUCUUCGACACCGCUGAACAAGCCGUAGCCAGUUUUGGCAUGAAGUUCCGCGCGGGCGAGAACUUGCGUGAACCGCUUGAGAAAGCGGGCUUCACCAACGUAUCCUGCAAGGUCCUCAAAGUCCCUAUCGGAACAUGGGCAAAGGACAAGAAGCUUCGCCUCAUUGGAUUGUACCUGAAGACCGCUGUCAGCGACAUGUUUGGUGCCAUGGCAGCCAAGCCCCUGCGCAAGAUCUUGGGACCUGAAGAAAUAGAGAUCUUCCUGGCUGAUGCAAGAAAGGAUUUGAACAAUGUCAAUAUUCAUUCUUAUGAGAAAUAUUACUUUUGGAUGGGACAGAAGGCCGAACAGUAG